Molecule: messenger RNA, 954 nt
Organism: Lachancea mirantina
Lineage: Eukaryota; Fungi; Ascomycota; Saccharomycetes; Saccharomycetales; Saccharomycetaceae
Source: the annotation of a GenBank genome assembly
AUGAUCUCUGUGGGACACCUUCUGUCUCUAUAUGUCUCAUUUUCAUAUGUCGCAGCGCUUCACUUAUCGUUUCGUGGCUUAAAUAAGCUCAAGAAGCGUCGUGACGACGUGAGGGUCAUCAAAUCGCGAAUCCGGCGAAUUACGAUCAUAUCAUUGAUAAACCUCGCGAUUAUUCCAUGGGUUCAUUCUCUAAUAUCUAAGGGCGAAGUUUCGUUUCUGGACAGCCUGAUCAAUUUGGGUGUAGUACCGGGACUUUAUGUCAAUGGGCAUUGCUGUCGAUUUGACCUUUCGACCUUUUUCCGCGACUUAGCGCACGGUAUACAGAUCAUCUGCACCCUCUACUGCGGGCCACUCCUGGAUAACUUACUAUGCUACGUGUUGACGCCUGGAGAGUCUCUGUCGGAGAUGUUUUCCACCGUUUACAAUGAAGUUACAAACAUAUGGGGAUUCCGAAACUACGUUUUCGCGCCAGUCACUGAAGAGCUGUUCUACACCAGCAUGGUCCUGAACAAUUACCUGACUACACAGGUGAGUGAUUCGGAACAUCGAUCCGCGAUAUGGAUAACUCCUUUUUUUUUCGGUCUCGCACAUAUUCACCACGCUUUUGAACUUAUCUCAACUGGGCUGUACUCCUGGACACAAGUCUUGACUUCGGCUGUAUUCCAAGUGUCUUACACGGUCAUAUUUGGCAUAUUCACGAACAUUGUUUUCAUGGCUACUGGUAAAAACCUGUGGUGUUGCAUUGUUUUGCAUAGUUUCGCAAACUACAUGGGUUUCCCACGGGGCUCCGGUUUGGAAGAACAUAUCCUUUUGGCUAGAAAGCGACCCAACGCACUAGUGAUGGUGACAAGUCGCGUUUGGAAAUGGUGCUAUUUGGCUCUUUUACUAGUCGGAUUUAUGUCCUGUUUUGACCAGACAAAAGCCCUCCUCCAACAGACUUUGAACACUAUAUAG